Messenger RNA from Dryobates pubescens (Downy woodpecker), 1598 nucleotides. It is a transcript of the gene PKD2L2, whose product is annotated as polycystin 2 like 2, transient receptor potential cation channel. The coding region runs from base 21 to 1598 and encodes 525 amino acids. Gene Ontology annotation, cellular component: membrane. Gene Ontology annotation, molecular function: calcium ion binding; calcium channel activity. The transcript is spliced from 10 exons. The record is from RefSeq and is a predicted model, not a curated record. NCBI's taxonomy places the organism in Eukaryota, Metazoa, Chordata, Aves, Piciformes, Picidae. Gene Ontology annotation, biological process: detection of mechanical stimulus.
CAUUGCGCCCAGCAGGUGCCAUGAAGCGCAGACACAGCAGGAGGCUGGUGCCGAAAACCACCCAGCGGGAGCUGGCCAUCUACAUCGUGUUCCUGGUAGCCCUCUGCACACUGACGCUCGGCAUGGUGAGCUCGGACAUGUACUACCUGCACAAAGUCAUGUCCCAGGCCUUCGUGGAGCCCUCCUCCUCUGAAGGCAACAGGACUGGUUUCAGGAGCAUUGGGAGCAAAGACGAUUUCUGGAGGUUUGCAGAGGGACCCCUCCUGGAUGGCCUCUACUGGGACAAAUGGUACACCAACAGAACGUUUCCCCUCCAGCACAACAGCAGCCACAUUUACUAUGAGAAUUUGCUGCUGGGAGCAGCCCAGAUCCGCCAGCUGAAAGUGCACCACAACAGCUGCUCCAUCCACCCCUCUUUCCGUGUCCUUCUGGACACGUGCUACAGCAAGUACCGCUACGGAGCUGAGGACAGCUCUGACUUUGGGCCAGGGAACGCACCUGAGUGGAAAUACUCCUCAGCCUCCUCAUCCCUUUGGUACUGGGGGGCUGUGGCUGUGUACAGCAGUGGAGGAUACAAGUUCACUCUACCUAGGUCAAAGCAGGGGAGUCUCAAGAAGUUGGAGUUUCUCAGGCAGCACAGCUGGCUCACCAGGGGAACCAGGGUGGUGUUUAUUGACUUCUCAACAUACAAUGCAAAUGUAAACCUCUUCUGUAUAAUCAGGUUGGUGGUGGAGUUCCCUGCCAGUGGGGGUGCUCUCACCUCUUCACACUUCUACUCUGUGAAGCUCCUCAGAUACACCACCUAUUAUGAUUACUUCCUGGCUUCUUGUGAACUCUCCUGUUGCCUCUUGGUCUGUAUAUUCAUCAUCCAGGAAGCUGGAAAAAUGACAAACCUGAAAGGGAAAUACUUCAGAAGUGCCUGGAACUGGCUGGAUUUGCUGCUGCUGCUGGUCUCCAUCCUUGCCAUUGCCUUCAAUAUCUACCGCACUGGCCAAGUGUCCCUGCUGCUGGAGGAGCUGCUGUCUGAUCCCCAGGUGUACCCAGACUUCUACUUCCUUGCAUUCUGCCAAGUCCUCUACAACAACACAAUUGCUGUCACUCUCUUCUUGGCUUGGAUAAAGAUACUGAAAUACAUAAACUUCAACAAGACCAUGGCACAGCUGUCCUGCACCUUAUCUCGCUGUGCCAAAGGCAUCCUUGGAUUUUCCAUCAUCUUCUUCAUCAUCUUCUUUGCCUAUGCCCAGUUUGGCUACCUGGUCUUCGGGUCUCAAGCUGAGGAGUUUUCCACUUUCCAGAACUCCAUCUUCACACAGUUUCGUAUGGUGCUGGGAGAUUUGAAGUUUGAAACCAUAGAAGCAGCAGACAGAAUCCUUGGACCUUUUUACUUCAUCACAUUUGUGUUCUUUGUGUUCUUCAUAUUGCUGAGCAUGUUUCUGGCCAUCAUAAGUGACACCUACGCAGCAGUCAGAGCUGAGUUUGCAGUGAUGCCCCGUCAAGAAUUUCAGAUGAAAGAAUGUUUUAGACAGGCCCUUGUCAAGCUCAAGCUGAAGAAGCCAGAGAGAGCUGCAAGUGCAACAGAUGAGAACUGGGCAAGGUAG